GUGAUACCGUCCACGAAAAAUGUCAGAAUGGCCGAGGCGAACGACGAUCCGAGGGGGUUGAGCGAAACCACCCCCAAACGAAAGAAUACGCGCCGUAAAAACAGUUUGUCAAAUUCCAAACACGUUCUGCGAAAGAAGCAGCCCUUCGAAUUGAAGAAAAACGGCAGGGAUAUCUACGUAAACAAUAAAACUCCCUUCAAGGGACAAUUAUACAAGUGUGAAAAACUAUUUGACAAAGGCGCAUCAGAGUUAAUUAUCCAUGGUCUUGGAGCCGCUGUAUUUAAAGCAGUCAACUUAGCCUUGCAAUUAAAGGAGAUUCAUCAUGGAACUUUAGACCUUGAUAUAAAAACUUCUACUGUGUCUCUAGUGGAUGAAUUAGAGACACUGAACGAUGACGCGGACUAUGAAGUAAACAACAGACUGAACUCUGGUAUACACAUACGUGUUUUCAGAAGAGUGCCAUUUACUGCGCUGAGAUCUAAGGCAAACUGAUACUGAUUCUGCAAAACAAUGCAUUUGAGCAAUAAGACUAUGCGCAUAUUACUAUAUCCUAAUUCACUAUAAUAUCGCAAUAUAGCUGGCUCAAAGCUGUAUUAUUUUUACAAUGAUCUUUUCUUUGAAUGAGCUUGUUCAUUGGUUGGGCUUGACAAUCUUUGAGAUAUGGAUCAACUUGGUUGCAUUAACAUUCUUCACUGUGCUACUAGCUUUAAAAUUAGACGAUAAUUAUUUUUUGGGAGCGUCAGGAUGGUGGGAAGUAUUCUCGCCGCUUUUUAUAGCAGAUGGUCUGAAUACAUACUUUUGCGCAAUUAUAUUUAUAAGAAUGUACAUGGAGGGAAUGAUCAAAGUGGGCAUUUUACGAGCAUUGUGGAGUCUGAUAUCGUUACUUCUGGUAUUUGUAUUUAAAUAUCUUUUGUGUAAAAAGCUCUCUGGACAAAGCACAUUGGAAUAUUCGGAAGUUUUGAGUCCUGUAUUCAUUCUCCUACAAUUGAUUGCAGUCAGAGCCUGUCAACUACAUUAAGGGAAGUGAAAAAUUUUCUUCUAUGUAAGAUAGUGCUUCCAUAAAGCAUCUGCCAUAUAUGAUAACAUACAUUAUCGUGUACCAUAUGAUACCUGUAUAUAUAUCACAUUUCAUCACAGAUUCAUUAUCUAGAUAAAGUUAAAAAAUGUUUCAUCUGUAAAUGUCACUUCAUAUUUCUAUUCUGCCUAUUUAAUAUUAUGUAAGAUGAUUUGCUGUUGAUUUGCUGCAAGUAUUGUGUGGUGUACAAAUUUAAUAAACAUUUUUCUCUUGAAUUCUUUUAAAAAGACAAUAAGUGUAAAUGAUACAGGAAUGAUAAUUAAGAUGGUGCAGUAAUAUGUGUUGGCUAAUAAUAUGUUCAUUCCAUAAAUAUUUUGAAUAUGUAUUGUAUAUUAAUGUUUGAUUAAUUUGUAGCUCUCUUUGUUAAUUUAUAAAAGUUUACAUCUAUUAAUACAAACUUGAUUUUUGUAAUGUAUUAUAUUAAAUCUCAUGAUGUAGAUAAAACAAAUACACACAUAUUUUUUCUAAAUAGAAAA
This is a messenger RNA of Formica exsecta, 1551 nucleotides long. RefSeq names its product transmembrane protein 203. Bases 605 to 1018 code for a protein of 137 amino acids. Gene Ontology annotation, biological process: intracellular calcium ion homeostasis. The record is from RefSeq and is a predicted model, not a curated record. The transcript has 3 exons. Gene Ontology annotation, cellular component: endoplasmic reticulum. NCBI's taxonomy places the organism in Eukaryota, Metazoa, Arthropoda, Insecta, Hymenoptera, Formicidae.